GGCGCGAGAUUGGCGAAUGAUUGGUAGGAGGCGCGGGGGGGGGCAUGGAGUGAUCGAGGCCUGCGCUCGCUGCUCGCUCGCACUGCGCGCACUGCGCGGUCCCACCGCUUGCUUUCGCUGCCUGUGCCUCGCCGCCUGCGCUAGCUGUGUGUGUGUCGCGCACUCCCUGUUGACGACUGCGUGGCUAUGCUCACUGCGAGCGAGGGAUCAUCGUGUGUAUGGCGCGCACGGCCUCUCGACGACUUCGUGUCUACUGUUGGCUGUUACUCUCCGUUGUCUGCAGUUCUGUGAGUCCCAGUUGAUCUCCUGAUUGGUCGAAAGCGCGCACAAUCACGGGCUGGGUAUGCGUGUGUCUAAGAGAGCGCAUUGAUCGAUCGAGUGAUUGAUUGAUUGAUUGGCGAUCGCGAGGUGGAUCGACGGUAGAUGAGGGUGGUUGGGCAGAAUCGGCUGCGGGAUUGAUGAGGGGAGGAAGUGUGGAUGGAAUGGGAGGGGGAAGGGGGAAGUCACGGGCGUCUGUUGAUCUCAACUCCUUUUUGGCGUGACCCAACUUUCGCCUCCAUCUCUCUCUCUCUCUCUCUCUCUCUCUCUCUGUUUUCCCCCCUCUUACCCCCCUUCUCCCUGUCUCGCCCUCUCAACGGAGUUUUCUCUUUCUCUCUUUCAUUUCUUAUUUUCCUUCCCAGCGUCGUCAUCGACGAAGCUUUGGCUGCGGGUAUGGCACUUUUGGGAGGUAGGAGUGGACCCGCCUCUACGACGCCAGCGCCGCCAACGUCUGGCUCAUGCCUGCCGUUCAUCGGUCCUCAGCUGCCCCCCCUUGUCCCUUCGAAGACUAAGGAGUUACCUGGAGGACAUGCAGCGGCGGAAGGAGAUGUUUGGGCGCGGGCCGGCGAUGGCAGGAGGUCGUCCUCAGGAAGCGUCUGCGGGGGGGGCGGCGGUGAAGGGGGGGGAGCGAAGGGGGAAGGAGGGACAGACCGAUCUGCGCGAUGCGCCCAAGGAGAAAGGAAUAGGUCGGCAGCUGCGGAAUCGAGUCUUAUACUGACGUGGCAUCGACCACAGCGUGUGCCUUGUGGAUUGAGGAACCUUGGGAACACAUGUUACCUUAACAGCGUCUUGCAAUGCCUCACCUACACUCCUCCGCUUGCGAAUCUGUGUCUGCAGGAGGCACAUUCUCGGACUUGUAAUGCGAUUGAGAAUUGUCCAUUUUGUUUGUUGGAGCAACGGAUCCGCCGAUCUCUCACCUUCUCUGGGUCUAUUGAUGCGCCCAAGUCAAUGGUUAGCAAGUUGCGAACGUAUGUUCAGCAUUUCCGGAUUGGGCGGCAGGAGGAUGCCCAUGAGCUGUUGCGUUAUGUUAUUGAUGCCUGCCAUCGGGUGUGUGUUCGGCUGAUCAAAAUGGGGGCAGCAGGCAAGGCUGCCGUCUCGUCAGGUCUGGCAAAGAGGGCCCCAUGUGCUGAUAGUAAUGGUGGAAGUUGUGUAGGGAGAGCUGAUGGGUCUUGUGGUGAGACAUCACAGCAAUGUGAAGAGAAUGGUGCUGGUAUUGUUCCAAGAGGAGGAACAAAUGAGGCAGGCAGCAACGGAGUAGGCGAGGGGGGUGGAAAAGCAGUUAUGGACGCUGGUGACGACAACGAACCAAACACUGUUGUAAAGGAGAUCUUCGGGGGUGCUCUGCAGAGCAUAGUGAAAUGCAUGGGUUGUCUCUCUGAGUCUGCAAGGACUGAUCUUAUCAUGGAUUUAAGUCUGGACAUCAACCGUACUCAAAGUCUCCAAGAUGCGCUGACUAGGUUCACUCAAUCCGAACUUCUUGACGGUGACAACAAGUACCGCUGUGAAAAGUGCAAGAAAUUAUCAGCGGCUCGCAAACAGAUGUUCAUUAGUGUGGCACCGAAUGUUCUUGUUAUUCAGUUGAAGGUAUAUGCAUCUGUUCGACCAUUACCUCGUUCCUCUAUGAACUCCGGUGUCUAGAUUCUGCACGUAGACAAGCAUGCGUACAUCGACGCCCUGUUCCUAAACUCAAAGGGCGGAUGCCAGACCUGGUUGACCCACCUGGCAACCUCCCACGACGUCGACGUACCAGACUUGAAGGACGUAAUCACAUGGGAGGAACUGACACGGCUGUGGAAGAAGCGGUUCAUCGUCGACGACGUGCCAGCUUUCGCCAUUAAUCGACUGUUCACCAUGUCACAGGGUAACACAGCAACACGGGAUUGGCUCACGGAGUGGCGGAAGAUUGCGGCUGUGCCCAAUCUGAACUUACCAUUCGAGCAUCUACGCCGUGAGUUCUACAACAGGUCCUGUGCUGCAUUGAGCCAGGCUCUUGGUGAUCGCGAGCAGUACUCAACCUUCGCGGAGAUCAUUGACAAAGCGAGGGAGAUCAUCAAGACCAACAGGUCAGCUGCACACGAGAAAUCAACAUCAUGGCAGCCGACCUAUGUGGAGAAGGUACGAACUGGUCCGCGACAGCAGCACUUCGCUGCAGUCCAGCAGGAUAGGGGAGAUAACCCAGCAGCCACUCCAGCAUCAAGUGACGGAGAUCAGGUGGAUGCUGUCCAGCCGCGGAGCACCAACAAGGCCCGCAACAAUGGGAAGGCGAAAUCCGCAUCGCAGGCCGGAAAUGGACAACCAGGACAGUUUCCAUGGGUCAAGUUUGGCUUGACCGAGGCAGAGUACAAGCUCGGGAAACUGAGCUCCGCGGAAGGUGAGGCGACUCCACCUUCUGCUCCGCCAGAUUCGGCCGCCUUGCUAGCGGCCUCCUGCACAUCUGGGGAGGAUGCAAAUGUCGCAAGUCCUCGGUACACUUACGAGGACUAUGCUGUCCACUUGGUUCCACCGCUGGACCAAUCGCUCCACGCGCAACAGUCCACCGCAUGCACGGUUUCAUCACCAUCGGCAACCGAUUCGGCAGCUUCGCCGCAAUCUAUCGCCGGGGAUUCGAUGUCAUGGUCAAGACUUGAAGAGCUCGACCCAUUGACGUUCACGGAUUUCCAGUGGAUGCCCAUUCCCUCGACCGGACGAUUGCCGAAACCGCAUUGCAACGUGCUUAUGGCACAAUUGCGGGACUACUUGCACACUGUAGUACCAGCUCCGUUGAUGGACGCCGGAGGAGAGGUUGUCGACCUUCUCGCGUACAUCGCAAAGAUUGACCGCGAGUUCAAGACGCAACCGUACGACGACAUCGACGCACCAUUGCUAUACAUACGCAUUCAGAUCGGAGAGGCGACCUGCAGUGCCUUGAUCGAUUGCGAAGCAACUUGCAACUACAUCAGCCAGGACUUCAUGACAAUCAGGAACGCCGGCCCUCUCCCACGCAUCGAUGAUCUUCUCGAGCGAUUGGGCGGCGCCCAGUUCUUCUCCAAGCUGGAUCUCAAGUCAGGGUACCACCAACUCGAGAUUUGCAAGGAGGACCGUUACAAGACCGCAUUCAAGACACGGUAUGGGCAUUUCGAAUGGCUGGUUAUGCCAUUUGGCCUUACGAAUGCCCCGAUCACUUUCCAAGCGGCUAUGACAACGGAGUUCCGACACAUGCUGGAUCGAUACGUACUUAUCUAUCUCGACGACAUCCUGGUGUACAGCCGGAGUUUGGAGGAGCAUGUGGAACACCUGCGCAGCGUUUUGGAGCGGCUACGACAGGCCAAGUACAAAGCCAACCGCGACAAGUGUGAAUUCGCGCGGCAGGAGCUGGAGUACUUGGGCCAUUUUGUGAUGCCGCAAGGCAUCCGUCCGCUCGCGGACAAGAUUGAGGCCCUACGAGUAUGGCCCGAGCCCACCAACACCACGAACGUUCGUUCAUUCAUGGGAUUGGCGGGCUACCAUCAGCGAUUCAUCAUCGGAUACUCCAGGAUUGCUGCACCUAUGACGAGGUUACAGUCGCCAAAGGUGCCAUUCGUAUUCGAUGACGACGCACGCCGGUCAUUCCAAGCACUUAAGACGGCCAUGCUCAUGGCACCCGUCCUCAGCAUCUAUUCCCCACCUUGCCGACGAGAGUGACUAUGGACGCUUCCGGCUAUGGCAUUGGGGCAGU
Messenger RNA from Chara braunii, 4012 nucleotides. The record is from the annotation of a GenBank genome assembly. NCBI's taxonomy places the organism in Eukaryota, Viridiplantae, Streptophyta, Charophyceae, Charales, Characeae.